Talaromyces stipitatus ATCC 10500 is the source of this 2322-nucleotide messenger RNA. RefSeq names its product YdiU domain protein. The record is from RefSeq and is a predicted model, not a curated record. The coding region runs from base 1 to 1791 and encodes 596 amino acids. The transcript has 5 exons. NCBI's taxonomy places the organism in Eukaryota, Fungi, Ascomycota, Eurotiomycetes, Eurotiales, Trichocomaceae.
AUGUCCCGUCUCAUUCCUUUACGGCCCUUCAUUUCCCUGCGAAUGACCAACCGUCGCAUCUGUCAAAUGGCUUCACAAUUGACUCCUGCGCCGGCAGCAUCCUACAACAAAUUGGCUACCAUUCCCAAAUCAAAUACAUUUACAUCCAAACUACCACCGGACCCGGCAUUCGAGACGCCAAAAGCAUCCCACGAUGCGCCGCGAGAAACGCUAGGUCCACGCAUCGUCAAAGGUGCCAUGUACACCUACGUCCGUCCUGAAACUGCCGAAGACCCGGAGCUGUUGGGUGUUAGUCCACGAGCCAUGACUGAUUUGGGAUUGCAGCCGGGCGAGGAGAAAACGGAUGAGUUUCGCGAUUUAGUAGCUGGGAACAAGAUAUUUUGGAAUGAGCAAGAAGGAGGAGUUUAUCCUUGGGCGCAAUGCUAUGGAGGGUGGCAAUUUGGUGCUUGGGCUGGGCAGCUUGGAGAUGGCCGUGCUAUCAGUCUCUGCGAAUUGACGAAUCCCAGCACAAAUGUCCGCUACGAAUUACAAUUAAAAGGCGCAGGUCGAACACCGUAUUCCCGUUUCGCGGAUGGCAAGGCGGUUUUACGUUCGAGCAUUCGUGAAUACGUAGUAUCCGAAGCGUUAAAUGCUCUCGGUAUUCCGACCACUAGAGCACUAUCCCUCACAUUACUGCCGAAAUCCAAAGUUCUGCGCGAACGGAUGGAACCUGGCGCUAUCGUAGCCAGAUUUGCACAGAGCUGGCUUCGAAUUGGCUCGUUUGACAUUCUCCAUUCUCGCAAUGAGCGAGACUUGAUAAGGAAUUUAGCAACAUAUAUCGCUGAAGACGUCUUCCCGGGAUGGGAAUCGCUACCUGGGGUGGUCACCCUACCUAAUGGGGAUGGAAAUACUGCGAAUGUAAAUGUCGACGAACCACCGCGAGGCAUCCCAGCUGCGGAGCUACAGGGCAAAGAAGGCCAGGAAGAAAACAGAUUUACCCGACUAUACCGAGAGAUUGUUCGACGCAACGCCAAAACAGUAGCAGCCUGGCAAGCAUACGGAUUCAUGAACGGCGUUCUUAACACUGACAACACAUCCAUAUUCGGUCUAUCAUUAGACUUUGGUCCGUUCGCCUUUAUGGACAACUUUGAUCCUUCAUACACACCGAACCAUGACGAUCACUAUCUGAGGUAUUCAUACAAGAACCAACCAUCAGUCAUAUGGUGGAAUCUGGUGCGCCUAGGCGAGGCCUUUGGCGAAUUAAUCGGCGCCGCCGAAAGAGUCGACGACGAGGAAUUCAUUACCAAAGGCGUAACUGAAGAAUUCGGACAAAUCCUCAUCAAACGCGCCGAAACAAUCAUUAACCGGACAGGUGAAGAAUACAAAACAGUCUUCAAAAACGAAUACGUCCGAUUAAUGUCACGACGAUUAGGUCUUCUCACGAGCAAGGAGUCUGAUUUUGAAACUUUGUUCUCGGAGUUACUCGACACCAUGGAGCAUCUAGAGCUUGAUUUUAACCACUUCUUCCGCAGACUAUCCGACGUCGGCAUUGAGGAAAUAGAGACUGAUGAGCAGAGACUCGCAAUCGCCAAACGAUUCUUUCACAAUGAAGGUAUAAGCGGAGUUGGAAAUACAGAAGAAUCCGCCUGCAAACGAAUAGCGGCAUGGUUAUCAUCGUGGAAAGAUCGAAUCAACGAAGACUGGAAACGAGACGGAAGAACCGAUCAAGAGAGAAAAGAAAGAAUGAAAUUCGUAAACCCAAAGGUACUUCCCUCCCUCAAGCUACGUGAAAAUAUACUAAUUGAUAAAUAGUUCCUCCCCCGCUCCUGGAUCCUGGACGAACUCAUCGAACGAGUCGAGCACAAAGGUGACCGUGCCAUUCUCGAACGCAUCAUGCAAUACACCCUAAACCCAUUCCAAGAAGAUUGGGGCAUAGACCAGGAUGAAGAAGAAAGGUUCUGUGGUGAUGUACCCAGGUUCAAGAGGGCUAUGAUGUGUAGUUGUUCGUCUUGAUCACCUACUCUCUAGGAAAGAAACAUAGAUUUAUCGUUUCAAGCAAAUGUAAAUUAUGUAUGUAUCAUCUCAAUUUCCUCAUAUUGAAAUUUCUCUCCUAUCAUGAGACAAAGGGAAUCAUUUUGGGGUAGUUUUAAAUAACAGCAGCAGUAGAUAAAAAAUGGAAAAAAGAAAAAAAGAAUUAAAGAAGAGGCAUCAUGAUUCAUGACUUGAGUAUUUUGUUUGAGAGCACCCUUUCAUUAACCCUUUUUUGGAUAAAACAGACUUCCAUUCCUUCUCACUUUCUUCUUCUCCCUUUCUCUUUUUUUUUUUGGCAACCAUCCUCCCCUC